Messenger RNA from Equus caballus (horse), 2938 nucleotides. It is a transcript of the gene HOXD9, whose product is annotated as homeobox D9. Gene Ontology annotation, biological process: DNA-templated transcription; anterior/posterior pattern specification; proximal/distal pattern formation. The record is from RefSeq and is a predicted model, not a curated record. Gene Ontology annotation, cellular component: nucleus. NCBI's taxonomy places the organism in Eukaryota, Metazoa, Chordata, Mammalia, Perissodactyla, Equidae. Gene Ontology annotation, molecular function: RNA polymerase II cis-regulatory region sequence-specific DNA binding; DNA-binding transcription factor activity, RNA polymerase II-specific.
CCCAAGGACCAGGCCGUUUUUAAGACGUCUCCGGAAUCCACUUGGAGACCUCCAAGUGGGGACCAGGCCAAGCGGACCUGCGCAGGGAGAUGCGAGUCCUGCUGGCGUCUUGGAGGCAGGGUCGCGGCGGCGGGCGGGAGCGGGCCUGCGCUAGCCUUUGGGUCCUGCCUUAUGGCCUGUUCUCUUCCAGGGUCUUUCCCGCAGCCCCGGAGAAGACAAGGCACCCUGGCCGCCACUGUCCGCACGGUGCCGACUCGCCAGCCCGCCAGCCCUUCCGAGGGCAGACAGAAGCCCUGGCCGCGGCCGCCGCCGCGCCCAGCCCGCGGGCCAGGCCGCCCCAGCUCGCCCCUCGGGCCGUGGCGUGUGCUCAGCCUCACGUCGGGGUGUGUGUGGCUACGCGGGCGUGUGUGAGUGUGGCAGGGGGAGGGGGCCUUCCGAGCUGCUCCAUCCGUCCGUUUUAUUAGGGACACAUUAAUCUAUAAUCAAAUACACCUCAUAAAAUUUUUAUUGAAAGGCAUAAUAUCAUUACAGAGGUCUUCCACCUGUUUUAAACAACACGACAAGCUGUGAGCGAGCGUGUGUGUGGGUAUGUGUAGGGAGGGGGUGGCUUUGGGUAGGAGAGAGCCACAGCGAGAAGAACUCCCCUCGGGCGCCAGGGGGCCGCCUCAGAAGGUCGGCCUGCCUCGGGCCCGCACCCGGCCCUGCGCGCCCCCGACUGCCCUCGGCUCUGGCCAAGCACUCGGGGCGCCCAGGGCGCGCGGCCGGUAGCCCGGAGCCCAGGCACUGGGGCAGCAGCGCCAGGGACCAAACUGCAAGACCGAGGGCGGCAAGAGAAGGCGAACAAAUAGUCCCCAGCGCCUCCUCCGGCCGCGCUCGGGCGUGUGGUCACAGCCGCCGCCGGGCAGGCCGGGCCAGGCCGGGCCGAGCCCCGGCGCACGGGCCGGAGCCCGCGGGCUCUAAUUGCGGCGCUUAUGUUGAUGAUUUUUUUUUUUUAAAUCACAGCAGCCCCCAGUUUAGCGGACUGAUUUACUCCCGGUAUUGGUAAAUAUGAUCACGUGGGCCGCGCGACCAAUGGUGGAGGCUGGAGCCUGCGAACUAGUCGGCGGCUCGGGCGCCGGCGGGGAGCGGCGCCGCGGCGGGCAGUGUAACCUUGGGUGGGAGCGCACGGCGCCUCAAAAUGUCCUCCAGUGGCACCCUCAGCAACUACUACGUGGACUCGCUCAUAGGCCAUGAGGGCGACGAGGUGUUCGCCGCGCGCUUCGGACCGCCGGGGCCCAGCGCGCAGGGCAGGCCCGCAGGUGUGGCCGACAGCCCGGCCGCUGCUGCCGCCGAGUUUGCCUCGUGUAGUUUUGCCCCCAAAUCGGCCGUGUUCUCCGCCUCGUGGUCCGCGGUGCCGGCCCAGCCCCCGGCGGCGGCGAUGAGUGGCCUCUACCACCCGUACGUGCCCCCGCCGCCCCUGGCCGCCGCCGCCUCCGAGCCCGGCCGCUACAUGCGCUCCUGGAUGGAGCCGCUGCCCGGCUUCCCGGGCGGCGCGGGCGGCGGCGGUAGCGGUGGCGGAGGGGGAGGCGGAGGCGGCGGUGGCCCGGGCCCUGGUCCCAGCCCCGGCCCCGGCCCCGGCCCCAGCGGCCCACCCAACGGGCGCCACUACGGGAUUAAGCCUGAAACCGGAGCAGCCCCGACCCCUGCCGCUGCCGCCACCUCCACCUCCUCCUCCACUUCCUCGUCUUCUUCCUCCAAACGGACUGAGUGCUCCGCGGCCCGGGAGUCCCAGGGGAGUGGCGGCCCCGAGUUCUCCUGCAACUCGUUCCUACGGGACAAGGUGGCAGCUGCGGCUGGGGGAACCGGGCCCGGGGCGGGGAUCGGGUCCGGGUCCGGGGCAGGCGGCUCGUCGGAGCCCUCGACUUGCAGCGACCAUCCGAGCCCGGGCUGCCCGCUGAAGGAGGAGGAGAAGCAGCAGCCGCAGCCGCCGCAGCAGCAACUUGACCCAAACAACCCCGCAGCAAACUGGAUUCACGCUCGCUCCACCCGGAAAAAGCGCUGUCCCUACACCAAAUACCAGACGCUUGAGCUGGAGAAGGAAUUCCUCUUCAACAUGUACCUCACCCGGGACCGGCGCUACGAGGUGGCAAGGAUUCUAAACCUCACAGAGAGACAGGUCAAAAUCUGGUUCCAGAAUCGUAGGAUGAAAAUGAAAAAGAUGAGCAAGGAGAAAUGCCCCAAAGGAGACUGACCCGGCGUGCCGGCCUGACCGCUCUGCUGUGCGACCGCAGUGGGGUUUCUCUUUGUGGGUGCUUGAUUUCCAGAAACUCUCCAGCGAUUCGGACAUUUCCCCCCUUUUUUAGGUAGAAGUGACUGUGUGGUUGGUCUCUGUGAGGUAUUUGGGGGGCUCUGUAUUUGCUCGCUUAUGUGUUGGAGAAACCAAGUGGCUUUGAGGUUUUGCCCUAUCCUGCUCCCUCCCUUUUCUGCCCGAGGGUUCCUUAGGAAAUGCUAGAUUUGUGAGUGCACGCUGGCUUGAGGAGCCCUCUCCUGUGUAAAUGUUCCCUGUGUUUCUGAAAAGUGCUGUAGUUUAGCUCCCAGCGCUGCUCAAGCAGGGGCCAAGCGCACCCCACUUCCCAGAAUGAAGGCAGAACGACGACGUGCGGAGGCCGGCCCAGGCCAAGGCCUGGCCAGGUUGCCCACCGGUUAUGAAAGCCCCCUUUCCUCAGGGAGCCCGCGGGCCCUCGACUGAGACCUGGAAUGAGGCAGAGAGAGAAGCUCAGGGCCUCUGGUGGGUCGGGGGUUUAUUCUCAGUGCACUGGAGGAGCUGCUCUCUCCCCGGGAGGGCUCGGCGCGCGUGGGCGGCCGCGGGUGUAGACCCUCCCGGUUUCUGCCUGAGGACCAGUUGUAAAUGUUACCGCUUCCUACCAAUAAAUGCUGACCUGAUCAAAUGGAGCCCCGA